AUGCCACAUCUUUGUGCGGUGUAUGGAUGCAGUCAUAAUUCAAAACGUGAGAAGGGACUGUUUAAAUUCUUUCGUUUUCCUUCUGUUAUUUGGAACCAAGGAGAAGAAACAAGAAAAUUAACGGAAGAACGGCGACGAAGAUGGUUGGCGAAUGUUAAUCGCGCAGAUCUCGAUGGCAGAAAGCUCGAUCAUUAUCGCGUUUGCAGCAACCAUUUUAUCUCAGGUAAAACCAAUUUUCAAAUUUUCAAAUUAUCGAAUGACAAGUUCAAAAUUCACUAGCGGCAUUUUCUGUUAAGUUAUCCGUUUGUUUUGUUACAGGGUCCCCAUCGAGUCUGUAUGAUAACACAAACCCUGAUUGGGCACCAUCGCAAAACAUCGGGCAUGAUAAAAUAAAAAAUACUAACCUUGCUUGUGAACGCGAUGCCCGAGCCAAGGAACGUAGUCGGAAACGAAAGAUUGAAGAAGAAGAAGAAAAAGAAGCGGAACAAACAAAGCAAGUGGCGGAAGAAGAGACCGAUGUUCAGCUGUGCGAAGAAUCUCCGGAUGAAUCCGCGAACCAAGCCCAAGGUAAACAAAUAAAUAUCCUUCUUACUUUUUAUUCAGAUCACAAUAUGUAUAAAAAACAGUCACAGUUUCUUAAAUAUAUUUGUAUUUUAUUUACCGCGAAGAAGAAAACACAGUUUGGUUUGUGGACACUUCUGAGUAUUAAAAUUCACUGAAAUCCAUAAGCAAGAUUCUUAUUAAAAUCACUCCUAACUUUAAUGUUACCGGAUACUUCCAGGGAAGUACAGGUUCCGGAUUAAACUGCUUAUAUGCUACAUUAGAUCAUAGUCAGACCUUUGAUUUGACCAAAAAAUAUUAGAAUUUUAACAAAAUUGUCCAUGUAAAGGUAUCGAAGUUCUCAGUAGUUAAUAAAUGCAAUGUUUUUAAACCAUAAACUAUGUUUACAAGUACACAGAUCCAUUUCCUGACACAGACAAUGACAAAGGCUGUCAGUCAAAUGUUACUACAUCAGAUGCACAGUGUCAGACAAGCCUUACAGUGGAGGAUAUGGAAAGGGAAGCAUGUUUUAUUCGAAACUCUACAACAGAACUUAACGAGUUAAAGAAACAACUAUUGAAUAUAGAGAUAUCUCGACAGGCAUUUUCUGAAAAUGAUGAGAAAACUAAGUUUUAUACUGGUAUUCCAAAUUUUGUUUUACUAACUCAUGUCUUUAAUUUAGUUGCCCCACAUGUCAAGCAUACAUCUACCAAUGUCCUCUCGCAGUUUCAAGAAUUUUUAAUUACUUUAAUGAAGCUUAAACUAAACUCUCCCUUUCAAGACUUAGCAUUUCGAUUUGGCAUCUCUGUUUCAACUGUAAGUAGAGUAUUUGACAAGUGGAUUGAUGCUAUGAGUACACGCUUGCAAUUCCUCAUUAUGUGGCCAGCAAGAGAAGAACUAAGAAAAACAACGCCAUUAGCCUUUAAGCGUAACUUUGGUGAUAAAGUGGCUGUGAUAAUUGAUUGCUUCGAAAUAUUUAUUGAAAGGCCGUCAAGCUUAAUAGCUAGAGCAAUGACUUGGUCAAACUACAAGCAUCACAAUACUGUGAAAUUUUUAAUUGGAAUAACCCCUCAAGGAGUCAUAUCCUUUAUAUCUAAGGCAUGGGGAGGAAAGGUAAGUGAUAAACAUGUUACUGAAAACAGUGGUAUACUAAGAAAGCUGCUACCAGGGGACAUUGUUUUAGCUGAUAGAGGCUUUGACAUUGCAGACAGUGUUGGAUUCUACCAGGCAAAGCUGUAUAUCCCAGCAUUCACUAAAGGUAAAAAACAAUUAUCUGCACAAGAGGUGGAAGAAACAAGAAAAAUAGCUAAUGUCAGAAUUCAUGUUGAACGAGUUAUCGGACUAGUUAGAAGAAAGUACCCAAUGUUGCAGAGCAUACUGCCUACAGAGUUGCUGAAAGUAAAGGCAGGCGAUUCUCUUGCACCCAUUGACAAGAUUGCUAGGGUUUGUUGUUCACUGACUAAUUUGUCAGAUUCAAUAGUACCAUUUGAUUGA
Molecule: messenger RNA, 2034 nt
Organism: Porites lobata
Lineage: Eukaryota; Metazoa; Cnidaria; Anthozoa; Scleractinia; Poritidae
Source: the annotation of a GenBank genome assembly